Microplitis demolitor is the source of this 1998-nucleotide messenger RNA. RefSeq names its product neurotrophin 1 (gene NT1). The coding region runs from base 199 to 1884 and encodes 561 amino acids. Gene Ontology annotation, cellular component: extracellular region. The transcript is spliced from 9 exons. Gene Ontology annotation, biological process: innate immune response; regulation of Toll signaling pathway; central nervous system formation. The record is from RefSeq and is a predicted model, not a curated record. NCBI's taxonomy places the organism in Eukaryota, Metazoa, Arthropoda, Insecta, Hymenoptera, Braconidae. Gene Ontology annotation, molecular function: growth factor activity; Toll binding.
UCUCUGGUAGCUGCUCAGUAUCAACGCCACGCUCAUGAUUCCUCUGCGAGUUGUUCAGUACGCGGGCUUAUCUUUUCUGCUCUGAUGUAUUUAUAAUAUAUUUAUAUAUUUUUAAUUGUUAAUUUUAUAACCCAGUGAGCGAGUGCGCCGACUGUUUAUUCAAAUUUAAAUUUAAAUCUGAGGAAUUUUAAACUAAACAUGAAAUUUAAAUCGACGAUUCUGGUGGUCCUGGUUUUCUCUUUAGCAAAAGCUGAUAAUAAAAGUAAUGAAACGGCAAUUAAAUCACUCAGUGAAACAAAAAUAUCAACAUCAUUAAUUGUUGAUAAUAAAACGAUUUCCUCAACAGAAAAAUCAAUAGAGAUAUUAAAAAAUUCAAGUAUUUCAAAUGAAGAAGUAAUCAGUCGCGAGAACGCUAGAGAGCUGUCAGUAUCAUCGGGAUCGGGAUCGGAACCGGAUGCAGAAGCAAUUUCGUCUGAAAAGGACUCAAUCGAGCAUGAAGAGUUGCCCGAAGCCUUACCAGAGGCAAUGGAGUUAAGACAUUCAAGAGUCGGUAAUCGUCGGCAUCCUUUCUAUAGGCCUCAAAUAAUUCGUAGACCACCGAAUAGUAAUCGCAGAAAUGUUUACCCAGAACCAAUGAGAGGAUCAAAACGACCGACACGUAAACCGAGUGACAGUAGACGUGAGCCGACAACUACUGAGUGCACUUUCUUUGGCAAAACUGUUUGUUUGAAAACUCUCAAUUAUCCUCAAGAAGCGAUAUUGAGAAGUUUGCGAGGAAAUAGAGAUAUGGUUGACCACUUGCUGAAGGAUUACAACAUCCAGCGAGAGGAUAGAUACGACGACGUCGAAGCUGAGAUAUUCCCAGUGGAAACUAGACACGAGCGGUAUGAGAAUAAUGAGAUCAAGAGAAGAUCUGAUUACUCAUUACCUAUUGAUAAUAAUGUCGAAGAAGGUUUUACUUGUCCAUCACAAGUAAUUUAUGCACGACCUCAAUUAGCUCGAGCAGCUUCUGGUGUUUGGAAAUACAUAAUAAAUACCGGCGAUCAUACUCAAACUUUACGCUUAGAAAAAUGCUCAAAACCUAAAUCAAGUUGUUCAUUUAUAUCAGACAACUACCGUUCAUCUUGCGUCCAAGUUUACAAUUACCACCGUCUACUGACGUGGGACAACGACAUUGGUCUCCAUAUCGACAUUUUCAAAAUUCCUUCUUGCUGCAGCUGUCAUGUCCACGGCUACGCAGACUUGUAUCCUCCAGUGCAAAAAGAUCCUUCAUUACCCGGAACAGAAAUUUUCCCUGGCGCUGAAUUUUCUACCGAUCACUCCAAAGGUUUUGACAGACCUUCGAGUUAUUUGUCUAAGCUGCCUUCAACAUACGACAGUAAUUACGUUGGGUCAAAGCCAUUGGAUGCCAGCAGUUCAAACCACCCGAGUUUCGUUUUACCCCGACCGCGGCCAAAGAAACCAACGACGUCAGCAACCCGGCCAUUUGAUAAACUGCCUCAGCAACAUGCGCCCAAUACCCGAGCUCCGGGGUACAAAGGGCCAAUGAAAAGCAGCAAGCGACCGGGUCGACCGAACCGGCCAUUUAGAAGAGAGUCCUCUGAUCUCGAAGAAGGAUCCUCGAAUACGAACCUCAACAACUGGUUUGAACAAGCCUUCGAUCAGGAAACCGAUCAAAGUACGAGACUGAACAACGGAGAAUUCGAAGAAGACUACGAGGAACCAAACAGACGAGUUAAUUACAACUACCACCCGAUUCUCGAGUUCUUUGAACCAAAAGCUUCGAUGCUCAAAUCACCCGAGCCUUCAUCUACGCAGAAAUCUUCCAUUGAGUUGACCCCCAAUGGCGAUGGCGAUUCAUGGAAGCCCAUGAUUGGUCUAUAGUUGUAAUCAUAAUUAUAGUUAUAUUUUUAUAUAUAGAUAUAUAGAUAUAUUUAUUAUUUUUAUUGUCUGAAUAAGUUACCUGAGGACCUGAUUUUUAAUUAACGUCAAUCAACC